Molecule: messenger RNA, 1798 nt
Organism: Lucilia sericata (common green bottle fly)
Lineage: Eukaryota; Metazoa; Arthropoda; Insecta; Diptera; Calliphoridae
Product: UDP-glucosyltransferase 2-like
Exons: 3
Coding region: 56-1759 (567 amino acids)
Molecular function (GO): UDP-glycosyltransferase activity
Source: RefSeq, a predicted model, not a curated record
UUCACUGAUAACUUAUACACAGAAUAAAUUGGUCACUUGCCGCUAAAGAAUAAACAUGCAUAAAACUCACUUAGCUGAUAAAAUGUUCAGUAGUUUUUCUCAAAUCAUACAAAUGAAAACACUCGCCAUGACCAGAGAAAGUUUAGGCGUGUUAAGUAUUCUCUUAACAAUAUGCUUAACAUGGCAAGGAUCACAAGUAAAUGGAGCCAACAUUUUGGGUAUCUUCACCAGCCACAGUACCUCACAUUUGAUUGUACACAUGUCGGUGGCAAAAGUUCUGGCAGAAAGAGGACACAAUGUAACCAUAGUUGCGUCGCAAGAACCCAAAGUUAAGCAUGAUAAAAUAAACAUGAUCAUCAUACCACCCAGCGCAGAAGUGGAGGAGAAGAUUGGUAAAGUCAUGAAAGAAAAGGUUACACAAAAAACAUCCUUUUUUACUUAUGUAGUAAAUUUCUUUGAUUCCGUAAAACCCAUGAUCGAUAUGCAGGCUGAUAUGCUAAAAGAUCCUCGCUUUACAGUGCUCUACGAAAAUCCUGAUACGAAAUUUGAUUUAGUUAUAAUGGGUUAUUUCAUGAACUCUUUUGUUUUUGGUAUGGGUGCCAGAUUUAAAGCGCCACUUGCCAUUAGUUGGAUGGGACCACCAAUGUUAAUAAGUGAUAUUUUUGUGGGUAAUCCGAGUGAAGUGUCAUAUGUACCUGAUAUGAAUAUGUCUAUUAAAGUUAAUAAAAAAAUGACAUUCUUACAACGUCUUCAGAAUUUAUUUAUGAAUAUGUUUUUCAGAUUGAUUAAACAAAUGUUGGAUGUUCGUAUGCGUCAUUUGUACAGUGAACUGUACCCUACUGACGGUUCUUUUCCCACUUUGAGUGAUAUGGAAAAGAAUGUUUCUUUGGUAUUCUGCAACAGUCAUUUUACUGAAGGUUCUGUUAGACCCAAUGUUCCAGCCGUUGUUGAAAUUGGUGGUAUUCAGGUUAAGAAUAAACCUGAACCCUUGCCACAGGACAUCGCUAAAUUCCUUGAUUCUGCCAAUGAAACCGGAGCCAUACUCUUUAGUUUGGGUUCCAAUCUAAAAGGAUCCAGCAUUAAACCCGAAACUACCACUUAUAUUUUUAAUGUCUUAUCAAAACUGCAGCAGAAAGUUAUUUGGAAAUGGGAAGACUUAAAUAAAACACCUGGAAAAUCGCCCAACAUUCUAUACAAAAAAUGGAUGCCACAAGAUGAUAUUUUGGCACAUCCUAAUAUCAAGUUGUUUAUCACUCAUGCCGGUAAAGGCGGUGUAGCAGAAGCUCAAUAUCAUGGUGUUCCCAUGGUCGCUUUACCCGUAUUUGCCGACCAACAUGUCAAUGCUAAGAAAUUAGUAAAUGCUGGUUAUGGUCAAGAUUUAGAUCUGCUAAAAUUAACUGAAGAAUCAUUUAAUAUCACCAUCGUUGAAGUUCUCAGUAAUCCACAGUACAAAUUAAAUGUACAAACAUUUUCAAAACUUUAUCGUGAUCGUCCCCUAACUGCACGGGAAAGUGUUGCCUUUUGGACAGAAUAUGUGAUACGUCAUCAUGGUGCUGCCCAUAUGCAAAGCCCUUUGGUUCAUAUGACAACCAUAGAAAGUUUAAAUUUAGAUAUUUAUUUAAUAAUAUUAAUAAUAUUCUAUAUCGUUUAUAGAUUAAUGAAACUUGUAGUGUUAUUUGUAGUUUGUAAAGUCUGUAAAAAGUGUUCUAAAACUAGUAUUAGGAAAAGCAAGAAAACCAAAAAGGUUAAAUCACAAUAAAAUUGUAAUUAAGUAGUUUCUUCAUCUUAUUAUUAAAAU